AAAAUCUGAACGUUCAACAACCACAUUAAAUACUUCCGGGUGUCUCGCGACUUCAUGCGGUGCUGUGCAAACUGAUCAGAGUAUGACAUCAAAGUACCGCGAGAGUCAUGCUUUGGAAAUCGCUCUCGCGGUACUCGAUGUCAUACGCCGAUCGAUCUGCGCAGCGCCUCGUGAAAACGAACACGCCUUAUGGCAUGCUUUGUUUUGAGUGAAUAUUUUCUUUUUAACGUCAAGCGAUAUGGACGAGAACGCAUUAACGUGAGCGCAUAUUAUUCUUACAUAUUCACUUCAUUGAUACUUUUUCGCUUUGUUUUAUCCAGCCAGCUGUGAGCGUGCUUGGUCGGUCAUGUCCAGAUGUUGAUAUCAAACAGAUUGAUAAUCCACGGGAUUAAAUGUUCAUAUGAAGUACUGUAUACAGUACUAGCGUCAUCCUGCUCGCUAUGAAACGCUUUCUUUUCUUUCUGGCGUUUUUACUGCUGGCGGAGGGUUCAAGGAGAUUCAUUAGAGAUGUCCUGGACGACGAGUACGACCAGCUCAGCUCAAUGCUGUCAGACUUUGAUGUCCUUCAGCUGUCCGGUCUUGAACAACAUUCAGUUCGCAAGAGAGAUGUCCAGUUGCAUACACACGCAGAGAGGCUUCUAAGUUUUACUGCAUUACAGAGGCAUUUUAAAUUGUACCUGACAACCAACACAGAGCUUUUCACCCAUGACUUUAAUGCUGUGGUUAUAAAGGAGGAUGGCACGGAGGAGACGUUUGAGGUCCAAAGAGAAAACUUCUUCACUGGUCAUGUCAUUGGAGAGGUGAAUUCUCGGGUACAGGCACAUAUCGGUGACAAGGAUUUCUCUGCUCAUAUCCUAACCGAUGAAGCGGAAUAUAACAUCGAGCCUCUAUGGAGGUUUAUUCAAGACCCUCGGGAUGGUCGGCUGCUCAUAUAUCGUUCAGAAGACAUCAGGAACGUGACCCGACUGGCGGCUCCUAAAGUGUGCGGCUACGUCAACGCAAAUGCCAGCGAGGUGAUGCCAGAGAGUGUGCGGGGAGCCAUUACGCUAUAUGAAGAUUAUGAGGAAGAUGUGCACUUGAGAGAGAGAAGACAAACCCUGGACCAUAGCAAAAACACAUGCCCUCUGCUACUCGUGGCAGACUAUCGCUUUUUUAAACACAUGGGCCGUAAGGAAGAGAGCACCACCCUGAACUAUCUGAUUGAGCUGAUUGAUCGUGUGGAUGACAUUUACCGGAAUACAUCAUGGGAUGAGGAAUAUAAAGGUUAUGGAGUUCAGAUUCAGCAGAUUAUAAUUAAUAGAGCACCCACUCGAGUAGAGCCGGGAGAUGCACACUUUAACAUGAAAGGGACGCCUGUGAAGAACAAAGAUGUUUGGGAUGUCAAGAAGCUGCUGGAGCAAUUUAGUAUCGACAUGGCAGACAACGCAUCAAAGGUGUGCUUGGCUCAUCUAUUCACAUACCAGGAUUUUGAUGAAGGCACAUUAGGCCUGGCCUACGUGGCUCCAAUUAGGUCUGGUUUUCCUGGUGGUCUUUGCUCUGAGAAGUGCCCUCCUUCCGGAAAUGAAAACCGGGUUGUAUACCUGAACACUGGACUAACCAGCACCAAAAAUUAUGGAAAAACCAUUCUAACUAAGGAAGCAGACCUGGUCACCACUCAUGAGCUCGGUCACAACUUUGGUGCAGUGCACGACACCGAUGAGUGCGCGCCUGGAGAGGAUCAGGGGGGAAAAUACGUCAUGUACCCCAUCGCUGUGAGCGGCGACCACUACAAUAAUAAAUUGUUUUCAAACUGUAGUAAGAUCGCCAUAGCGAAGAGGCUGAGGUCCAAGGCCUCCACCUGUUUCAGAGAGAGGAACAUUAAUGUGUGCGGAAACUCUCGGGUGGAGGAAGGGGAGGAAUGCGAUCCUGGACUGCUUUACCUCAACAAUGACGCCUGCUGCACCGCAACCUGCAAGCUGCGGCCCACGGCCGUGUGCAGUGACAGAAACAGCGCAUGCUGCAAAAACUGCAAGUUUGAGAAGCGUGGCAAGGUGUGUCAGGAGCCAAUGGAAGCCACGUGCAAGGGCAGAUCUUACUGCACAGGAUUUAGCAGUGAAUGCCCUCCUCCAGAGAACCUCCCUAAUAAGACCGUGUGUGUUGACAGUGGCCAAUGUCUGAAUGGAGAAUGUAUCCCAUUCUGUGAAGCUGUAAUGAACCUGCAGUCAUGCGCUUGCAAUGAGACAAAGAAUUCUUGUAAGGUGUGCUGUAGGGAUAAGAGCACUGUGUGUUCUCCUUAUGUUGAUGAGAAGGGCAACCCGUUGUUUCUUCGCAAAGGCAAACCAUGUACUGUGGGCUUUUGUAAUGAAGAAGGCAAAUGCAUGAAACAAGUUCAGGAUGUUAUUGAGAGAUUGUGGGAUUUCAUUGAGAAGCUUGACAUUAAUACUUUUGGGAAGUUUUUGGCUGAUAACAUUGUCGGCUCAGUUGUGGUCUUCUCACUUCUCUUCUGGAUCCCUCUCAGUAUUCUGGUCCACUGUGUGGAUAAGAAACUUGACCAGCAGUAUGAAUUGAACACAAAGUCACUCUUUUACCCCAGUAACGCCGAGCUGCUGAGCAGUCUGGAUUUAGCCUCAGUGAGGAUCUUCAAGCCACCUACUUCCCCGGGCAUCUCCGCAAUGCCACGGUUUCAUGCAUCCGUCCCUCUGCAGACCAGCACUCCACCUGUCUCCCUCUCCCAGGUGGCACCGGCACCUUCGCUUGGUCCUCCUUCCGCCACAGAUCACCAUCGCAUGGCUACUAUCCAAGAAGAUCCCAGCUACGAUUCCCACCUUGAUGAACAAGCACUGGUAGCGGACUUUCCUACCUCUGGCUCUGCCUCACGCUCGUUUGAUGACCUGACGGAAAACAGGGAAAAUGCAAUGUCCUUCAUGGUGAGGAGAUUUCCACGGACUAACAGUAAGGAGACUGAAUGUUGAGCAAUGGAUUGUAUAAAAUGAUACAGAAAGAAAUGAAUGGGAAAGAGAAAUGUUGUGUAUGAAUGAAGAGUUAGAGUAUAUAAUUGGGAAUGCUCAAAGCUGAGCAGAACAAGCACUGCAUGUAAGCAUUGGGAGUUUAUUAUGUGCUUACAAUUUCAGUAUUGAAAAUUCCCAGCGUGCAGUAUGUUUUAAGAACGCUGGAUUUUUAUAAAGCAACAAAAAACUAGCUAUUUGGUUUGUUAAUCUUGUAUUACACACACACACAAGCACACACAGGAUCUGAAAAGGGUUAUUUACAUGUAAAAGUCCAGCAAUAUUUGUUAAAGGCUUAAAGUCAAAAAUGUCCCUAUUUAUUUUCUUAGUGCUUGGUCUUGUUGUUCGAAUUAAUCCAUGCAUUUAUUUUUUAUGUUAUUGAUUUCUUAAUCAAAUUGUCACAUUGUCCUCUUCCUGUUAUAUGACUGUCUUCUCUCUGCUGACACAUUCAAUGUCACUGUGCAUUUAAGCCAACUGCAUUAAGCUCUGCCUGCAUUCUGCUGUGCAACACAAACUUUUUCCAGUUCUGCCCUUUAUUUUUAGUUUCUCAUUUAAUAGGCAUUCUCACUUUGUAUGGACAAUUCGACAUACAGAAGAUGGUAAACAUUUUCAUUUUAAGCUGACAACCCAGUACUUCGAUGUUUACGGGUCUUUUUUGCUAGAGGGAUUGAGCAGAUACAUGCUCAUAGAUCUUGAAACCUGUUAUAAUUUACACGUAUAUGUUCUGACAUUCACCAGCAAAUGUUUUAUAUCCUCUGUAGACCAUCACUUUGAGCUUUUUAUAUGGUUUGCAAAGACAAUCGCACUUAUUUGGAGAGGCAUUUGAUAUUUUUAGAUUUUAGUAGUUUAGUUUAGCUUAAGCACUUUUGUUUGUACUGUGCUUAAAUGUCAGUGUGUACCUGUUACUUACAUGUUGUACCAGCAGUUAUUGAAAGUAUUGCUGGUGUACAUGAUACAAUUUUAUACUAUUUUGUAAACACCAAAGUCAUUUUUUUAAAGGGACACUCCACAUUUUUAGAAAAUAUGCUAAUUUUCUCAUGUCCCAUAGAGUUAAAGCAACACCAAAGAUUUUUUUACCUUAAAAUAACGUUUCCAAAAAAGUUUCAGUUGUUCAUCCACUCGAAACAGGGUGAACGGCACUUUCACAUUCGCUUUGCAGCCCUCUAUCGGCCAAAACCACACUAAAGAAGUUUCCAAUCGUUGGGUAGCGGUCCUGUAGUUCGAGUGAAAACUACAAAAACUUGCUUUACGACAGACCUACAAUCCAAUCAGAGCCAGCUAUGCUGCAGUAUUUACGACAGUGGUAAUGGACACUUACGCUUCUAACCUGUAGGGGGAGCAAAGAGCAAAAACUCUUUGGUGUUGCUUUAAACAUUUGAUUCUUACCGUUUUGGAAUCCAUUCAGCUGAUUUCCGGGUCUGGCACUUUUAGCAUAGUUUAGCACAAUCCAUUGAAUCUGAUUAGACCAUUAGCAUUGCGCUAAAAAAAUAACCAAACAGUUUCGAUAUUUCUCCUAUUUAAAACUUGACUCUUCUGUAGUUACAUCGUGUUCUAAGACCAACGGAAAAGCCAUGUUACAGCAGGAAAGUUUUAAAUAGGAAAAAUACCGAAACUCUUUGGUUAUUUUUAGCGCAAGGCUCCAGACUGCCACCAAAAUUUGAGAGUGUGCCACUGAAUUUUAUAUCCAGUCGCACAUGUGCGACCAGUAAAUUUGACCUUUUUUGUGAUGUGACACUGAAUUUAAAACAGCACAUUGUACUUUCUCCAUCUAUCAUUAAAGUAUGUAUUAGUAAUACAGUGGAAAUUAGUAGAAAUGUGAAUAUUUGGUUAACAUGUUGAUUUACAGUGUGUGCCCCAACAUUUUCUGAUUGCGCCCCUAAAAUUUUCGUUUGGGGCCAGUGAAAAAAGUUAGUCUAGAGCCCUGUAGCGCAAUGCUAAUGGUCUAAUCAGAUUCAAUGGAUUAUGCUAAGCUAUGCUAAAAGUGGUAGCGCCAGACCCGGAGUACAGCUGAAUGGAUUCCAAAACGGUAAAAAUCAAAUGUUAAACUCUAGGGGAGCUGGAAAAUUAGCAUAUUUUCAAAAAAAGUGAAGUGUCCCUUUAACUUAAGAGACAAUCGAUUUUAUCAAAUCCUUGUGUGCAUUAUGAUGUUUAUGACUGUAUGCAAAAAUUUGUAUUUUACAGCUGCUCCUAAAAGAAUGUGUAGUGAUAUUGAACAUCGUGCUGAAUUGUAACCAAAGUGCCUUCGUUUUUGUUCAAAUUGUCAUUUUUUUCCCCACGUGUUCUGUAAAGUAAUAUUUUACAGUAAGGCUCAAAAAGGGACUAACAGUGUCUAUUGUAUGUGGCCAAAUACUCACCCUUUUUGUAUUGUAUCCAUCUGUGUAACCAUUGGGAAUAUAUGAAGAGUUGAGAUGCAAAAACCGACAUCUACGAGAUAAUGAAAUUGACAGGUGCAGACAGUUUCACUGGCAACAACAUAAACAAAGGUUUUUUGUGGACCGCAUUUAAGUUCCGUUAUACUUUCGCAUAGAAUCAGUAACAACAGAGCGCUUCUAGAGUAGACUAUUUCUGUUAACAAGCCAAAUAAAUAACCAGUAAGAGUUCAUAUCUUAGCUAAAGCAUAUUAGCAUUACACUGAGCUUAUGUUACUGUGCAAAAUAAAUGUUUACAAUGUAGAUCCUUGAAAUCUUGCCUGGCUGCCAAAUCCACACAGUAUGAUCCAUGCUCAUGGUCUCUACUCAUAUUUUGGAACCAAAACAUUUUUAUUUUAAAAAGGAUUUUUUCCUGGAGGUCAGUUUAGCCAGACCGAUAAACAAGCACAGACCAGAAGUUAACUUCGGGCCAGAAGCGCAACCACGGCAAAGGAUGUGCAUCCGAUGAAACAGUCGAUAUUUUUGAAUUUUUAUUUACUCGGUUAAAGGAGGUUUACAGCAUAUUUAAGGAUAUUGACCAAAUAUUUGAGCAUUUUUAAUCUUGAUUCAGAAAACACAGUGAAGAGUGACUGGAGACUUUUUAAAAGUGGACUUAAAGGGUUUUGCAGUGAAAGUCAGUGAAAUUUGUUUAAUAUCAAUGAAUAACUAAA
This is a messenger RNA of Paramisgurnus dabryanus, 6063 nucleotides long. It is a transcript of the gene adam17b, whose product is annotated as ADAM metallopeptidase domain 17b. Gene Ontology annotation, molecular function: metalloendopeptidase activity. The record is from RefSeq and is a predicted model, not a curated record. Gene Ontology annotation, cellular component: plasma membrane. Lineage: Eukaryota; Metazoa; Chordata; Actinopteri; Cypriniformes; Cobitidae. Gene Ontology annotation, biological process: membrane protein ectodomain proteolysis; Notch signaling pathway.